AUGGCUACUAAAAAUACAGAAAUAAAACAAAAUGUUUUUUUAUCAAAUAUUUUUUGCCAUUCUGAAGAUUUAAAAAAUUUAAUAAGGAUAGAUUCAAAGAAAAGAACUCAUGAGAAAACUAAGGGGAAAAAUUAUUUAUCGGCAAUAAAUUUUUCCUAUGAUAAAAAUGAAAACGAUGACCCUUUCAAGGUUGAAGAAAUAUACGACAGAGAUUUUUCGUCAAAAGAAAAAACAUGCAAACUAUUUGUCCCGUUUAAAAAGAGGAAAGAAAAAGAGCCUCGAUUUAUUACCAUUGAAAAAUUAAAAAAGGAAUAUAAAAGUAUUAAUAUUUAUGAUUUGUUAAAUGAGAAAAAGAAAUUAUUAGAUAUAGAGGAAAUAAAAUUUACUUGGGAAGACAUAUUAAAUUAUGAUGAUUCAUCCUUUGAUAUAUUUACAAUUGAAGAGAUAGUUGAAGAAUUAAAAGAAGAAGAUCAUAUAAAUGAAAUGUAUAGAAAAAAAAAAAAACCUCAUAUAGAAGAAAAAGAAGAAAAAUAUAUAGAACAUAUGAUAAAUGAUGAGAAAAGAAAAAAAAAUAAAAUGAAUGAAGAUUUUAUUAUUCCUUUUAAAGCUAAAGGAGUAUUAUAUACAAAAAUAGAAAUAUUUGAAAGUAUAUUUGAAGAUAUAUAUAUUUAUGAUUAUAAUGAGAAUUCAAAACUAUUUAAAGCAAAAAAAAAAACAAGUAAAGAAUUUUUUUAUAUUAAUAGAAUUCAAUUUUUUUUUACAACUGAAAAUCCUAUAUUAUAUAUUGAAAAAUUAUUUAAUGCUAUAAAAAAUAAAUCCAAUAGUUUAAAAAGGAGAAGAAAAUUUAAAGAAAUUGAUAAUAAUAAUAAUAAUUAUAAAAAUAUUAAUUGUAUUCUUGAUGAUGUUAAUAAUAUUCUACAAAAUAAUUUAUGUCUUCAAAAAUGUAAAGAUAUAGAAAAUAUGAAAAUUAAUUUAAAUUAUUUUUGUAAUAUAUGGUUAGGCAGAACUUUUAUAAAUUGUGCAUUACGUAGAAAACAAUAUUUUAAUAAUAAUAGUAAUAAUAAUAAUAAUAAUUUUAUAUCAUUAUAUGAUAAAAAAAAAUAUAUUAAAUAUUAUAAUUACGAUUUUGAAAAUAAAAAAAAUAUUAUUAAACAAUGUGUACUACUUGAAAAUACAAAAGUUAUGAAAACAUUCCUAGGAAUAGUAACUAAAUGUACUAUCAUACAAAUUUUUAUAUUCGACACAUCAAUAACAAAUUCGUUUGAAUUAAAUGAGUUUUUUCAGUUACAAAAUGUGGCAGUACUAAAGUCUUUUGAGAGUGUUAAUAAUAUAUGGAUGAAUGACAUGAAAUUUAGUAUCGAAGAGAACUUAAAGGAUUGCACCAAAGGAAACUAUAACCUGAAGGAUAUAUCCAUUGAAACGUUCAAAUAUACCAAGAUAAGAAUAUUUUUUAAUAUUUUAAAAUUAAUUAUUGAAAAGAAAAUAAAUGAAAUUUUGAUAUAUAACAUCGAUAUAUUUGUAGAUAUCUUUUGUAAUAAUAUGAAUAAUUAUAAAAAGAAUAAAAAAUAUACUCCUGUAUUUAUUAUAAAUAUUACAAAAAAGUUUGACUCUUCAAAAUUUAUACUAGAUAAUAAUCCUUUAUUAUUUUAUGAAAAAAUAGAAGAUUUAUUUUUUUCUACACUUAUAAAAUAUCAACAAAUAGAAAAAAUAGAAAAGCUAGUUAUACCACAAAUUUUUAAAAAUGAUAAAUUUAUUUUUUAUAAAUCUAUGAAAGAAAAUGAUUACUUUAUAUCUCAAAAAUUAAAUGAAAUCAAAAAUAUUUUUGAAGAAUGUAAAUCUUUAGUUGAUUCAUAUUUAUCAAAAAUAAAUAAACAUGCUGAUAUCUUAAAUUUUAAUGUAAAUGAUGCUAUAAGAAAUAUAGAUAUUAAUACAAGUGUAGAUCAUAUACAAAAUAUUAUAUAUAAAAAUGUAGACAAAAUACAAAAUAUUAAUAAUACUAUUGAAGAUAAUAUUCAUUUGGGAGUAUUCCUCGUCAAAUGUAAGGAUAUGAAACUUUUUAUUAUCAACGAAAUUAAUAAUUAUAUAAAGGCCCUCACUAAUAUAAUUGUCCAGAGGUACAAAGAAAAAUAUACAUCCAACCUUAUGUUUUACAAUUCCGUUAUUAUAAGACUGAAAAAAAAAACUACCAAAAUACAAGAGAUCUAUGAAAAAGAAGAAUAUAUAAAAGACAUGAAAAAAAGCCUUGAUUUCGUUUCUCAAGAUAUUAAAGAAAUCAAUAUAUUAUUUAAUUGCUUAAAUAAAUUAAAUUAUAAAUUUUCUAGUGAUGAUUAUCUUUCAUAUUGGAAAAUUAUAAACAGACCAAGUAAAAUUGAAAAAAUUGUAAAAGAAGUUAAUGAAAAUAUAAAAAAACAAAAAAAUGUUCUAUUAGAAGAAUUAAUUAAUGAUGAAUCCAAAUUCCAAAGUAGUAUUGUUGAUAUGAAGGAAAAUGUACAAUCUAUUAAAAGUUUUAAUGAUGAAAAUAAUUAUUUAAGUAUUAAUAAAUUUAUAUUAACUGUUCAAAAUCAAUUAGCUGUUUUAAUAAAAGAGUCCAAGGAAAUUAAUUAUCGUGAGAAACUUUUUAAUAUUGAAAUAUCUGAUUUUUCUAUACUCUUAAAAAUACAAAAUGAACUCAAUUUAUAUUACACAUUCUGGCUCAUUUACAAAAGCAUAAAGUCCAUGGAUGAACGAUUCGAAAAAAAAAUAAAUUCAUUAAAUCAUAAAAAAAUAGAAGAUGAUUUCAAUUUGAUUUUAAAAAAUAUGAAUAAAAUUAAUAAACAUGCUAAUGAAUAUUAUAAAAAUAAAAAUAGUCUAAUUAAAAAAAUGAACGAGAAAUUGCAAUUUUUCAAUUCAUAUGUGUCCCUAUUAAUAUCAUUGAGAAAACCUAGCAUUAAGGAUAGGCAUAAAAAUCAGAUAGCUCAAAUCAUUGACGAGAAAAAAAACAUCGACUUCAAUAAUAUAACCUUUAACGAAUUAUUAAAAUUAAACAUUAAUAAUAAAAUUACAAGUAUUAUUAAUAUUUGUGAGAAGGCAAAUAAGGAAAAUGCAAUCGAAAAGUUUUUAUAUAAAAUAAAAAAUAACUUUAGUAAAAUAAUAUUUCAAAUGAAACAUGAAGAAAACAAUAAAAUAUUUAUAAUUUCUAAUUUAAACGAAAUAUUAACAAAAAUAGAAGAAAAUCUUGUGUUAAAUCAGAAUCUACUAAUAAUAAAUAUAUAUGAAAUAUAUCAUAUAGACAUAAUUAAUAAUCAAAACAUGAUGAUAAAUGCUAAUAGUAUUAUAAAUACUUUAAAGAAAAGUCAGAAUUUGUUUUUGUAUUUGAGUAGGAUAUUCAUUUUGACGGAUAUAUCCAAGCAGUUGAUCAAUGAAUCGAAAAAAUACAAAUUAAUCCACAGUAACUUUUUGAAUAUUUACAAAGUGAUAGAAGAAGAUAAGAAACUUGAAAAGUUUUGCACAAGAAAAGAUACAAAAGAGAAAUUAGGAGAAUUGUAUAAUAGUUUAAAUUUUUUAUUAAAAAGUAUAAAUGAAUAUUUAGAUUUAAAAAGAGAAAUAUUUAAUCGUUUUUAUUUUUUAAGUACAGAUGAUUUAAUAAAUUUAAUAUCUUCUAAUAUAAAUGAUCAAAUUAAUACUUAUCUUUUUAAAAUUUUUAAUAGUAUAUAUAAGCUUGUAAUAGUAAAUGGAUAUAUAGUAUCUUUUAAAUCUCAAAGAGGAGAAGAAUUAUUAUUAUGCAAUGAAAUAAAAAUUGAAAAAAAAGAAAUAACAGAAAUAUUAUUACAAGUAGAAAAAGAAAUGUUCUUUAGUGUAAAAAAACAGAUAUAUGAAAAUUUAAUUGAAUAUAAAAAUUUGAUAGAUAUAAAAGAAGAUGAUUUUUUAAAAAAUAAUGAAUUCCGAAAUUCAUCUCAUAGAAAAUCAUAUAACCAUAAAAAUUUGUCUUCUGAUAAAUAUAAAAAAAAAAGUAAUGAUCAUUUUAAUGAUAAUUCAUCAGAAUAUUUUUCAUAUUCAUCAAAUAUGUCCAACUCUUCAGAUUCAUCUUAUGUUACUUCACCUUUAUCUAAUGAAAAAAAAAAUAAAUUUUAUGAUAAUUACAACAAGUCAUAUCAUCAAACAAAAGACAUCAAAAAUAAUAAUAAUGAUCAUAAUAAUAAUAAUAAUAAUAAAUAUAAUGUCGAAAAAAGUAAUCCAAGUGAAAGAUAUUCUACACAAAAUAAUAUGCGCAUGAAAAAUUAUAAAGAAAAUGAUUCAUCACUUCAUAAUAAUAUAUCAUAUGAAGCAAUAAAUAAAAAGAUUAUAUUUUGUUUAAAUAAAAAUAGUCAAUUUGUUCUUAUAAUAAAAAAUUUAUUUUGGUCUAAUUUAGUUGAAUUAUUUUUGAAAUAUAAUAAUUUAAAUAAAUAUAAAAAAAUAUUAAAUGAAGAAUUAUAUGAAUAUAUAAAUAUAAUAAAUAAAGUAGAUAAAAAGAAAAGUGUCUUAUUGCAUACACUUAUCAUUUCGCUAGUUCAUAAUAGAGAUAUAGUACAAGAAUUAAUUAAAAAAAAAGUUAAUGAUUGUAAUAAUUUUAAUUGGUUAAUACAAUUAAAAUAUUUUUAUUAUAAUAAAAAUUUAUAUGUAAAAUAUUUAAAUGAAUCACAUAUAUAUGGAUAUGAAUAUAUUCAUAAUGAUAAUCAAAUUAUAUUAACCAAUUUAAUAAAUAAAUAUUUUAUAUCUAUAUUACAUUCUUAUAGUUCUAAAUUAGGUGUUUGCUCAGUUGGAUUAGCAGGCACAGGAAAAACAGAAACUACAAAAUAUUUCUCAAAAUUUGUAGGUAAGUUUUAUUUUGUAUAUAAUUGUAGUAGUAAUAUAAAUUUUGAUUUCUUGAAAAAUCUAUUCUUUGGAAUAGCAACAAAUGGAAUUUUUUUUUGCUUCGAUGAAUUUAAUAGAAUAUCUAUAGAAGCUCUCAGUGUUCUAGCUCAACAAUUAUGUAAUUUAUUUAAUGCAAAAUCAAAAAAAUUUGUUAUGAAUAAUAUGAAAAAAAAAAAUUAUAAUAAAACAAAUACAAGACAAAAUAAAACAGAACAAAAUAGACUUACAGGUCCUAAUCAUUUGAAUGCCCUUGCGAUGGAUCCUAAAAAGGAGGUUUCAAAAGGGGAGGGAUUGCAUAAAAUAAAUAGCAUAAAUAAAAUAAGUGCACCAGAUAAUAUAAAUAAUUCCAACAAUAAUACAAAUGAAUAUAUUAAGAAUGACAAUGAUGAUGAGAAAGAAUUAUAUAAACCAAAUAAAUCAAAUAAUAAAAACAAUAUAAAUAAUAUAAAUAAUAAUUAUAAUAAAUUACACCUUAAUGAAAAAAAAAGUGCCAUUUGUAAAAAAAAAAAAAAAAUGUUGUUUUUUGAAGGGAAAUAUAUAAACAUUAAUGAAGAAUUUAAUAUAUUCAUUAUUAUUAAUCCUUUUUAUAAAGGUAGAAGUGAAUUACCAAAUAAUAUAAAAUCAUUAUUUAGAUCUUUUCAUUUUAUAAAGCCUGAUUUUUUUACAAUCGUUCAAGUUAUGUUAUAUUCUAAUGGAUAUAAAUAUAGUAAAAUAUUGUCUAAAAAAAUACUUUUAUUAUUUGAUCUAUGUGAGCAUAAUCUCUCUAACCAGAAACAUUACAAGUAUGAUUUGAGAACUGUUAAGAAGAUAACAUAUGUUAUGGGCAAAAUUAAGGAGGACAAGGCAGAAGGUGGUAAUAAUAGUGAGGGGGAUUCUAUAAAUGGAGAUUCUAUAAAUGGAGAUUCUAUAAAUGGAGAUUCUAUAAAUGGAGAUCCUACAAAUGACGAUGCUACAAAUGGAGGUACUACAAAUGACGAUGCUACAAAUGGAGGUACUAUAAAUAACGAUGAUGAUAAUAACAAUUACAAGUGCAGCAUUUAUCAUGAAUACAAAUUUUUAUUUAUUGCCAUCAUAGAAUGCAUCAUGCCUUCCAUAGUAAAAAAUGAUAUUUACCUGUUCCUACAAAUUUUGAAAAAUAUCUUUUAUGAAUUAUAUACAUAUAACCAAUCAUUAAAUAGUUCAAGAAAAGAAGAAAAAGAUGUUAACUUAAAAAAUAUUUUAUCAAAUAAUAGGAAUAAUGAUAACAGUAUUUUGACGUAUUUAAAAAGUUUUUAUUCAAAUAUAAAUGAUGAGAAAAAAAAAAAGAUAUCGAAGAAAAGAAUGAAGGAGGAAGAAAUUCAAAAUUUACAAAUAAAAUACAAAGAAUAUAACAAUAAAGACAAUAAUAAAAAAAAUGAUGACAAUUAUUUUGAUAGCAAAAAAAUAACAAAUAAGGAUAUUACUAAUUUCAAUAGUUCAAAUAAUUUGAAAAAAAAAAAAAAUCAUAUAUGCAAUAUAGAUGAUGUGUCAAAUUAUGAUAUAUUAAAUGAUGAAGUUUCAAGAAAUAAAGAAACAUUAUUAUAUAAAAACAAAGAGCUUGAUUAUUUUACAAAUAAGGAUAAUAUUGAAAAUAAUAAGAUAGAUAUAUUAAAUGAUAAUAAAAAUAUAAAAAUAAAUAUAAAAAAAAGGAAAUUUUUACAUAAAAAAGAAAUAAUAGAAGAUUAUUUAAAAGGUAUGUUAAAAAAAAAAAUGUUAGAAUUAAAUUAUGUGUGUACUGAUAGAUAUAUUACUAAAUUAAUUCAAUUAUAUAAUAUGAUAAAUUUUCAUACUGGCAUAUUAUUUUUAUCUUAUCCUUUAUCAAAAACAACAUCAUAUAAAAUAUUAAGUAGAACUAUUAAUACAAUUAAUGAUAGAGAUAUUAUAAAAACAAAAAUUAAUGAUUAUAUAAUUAAUGCUAAUGUUGUAAAAGAAAAAGAUCUUUUAGGUUUUUAUGAAGAAGUUUCAAAUAAAUGGGUACAUGGAAUAUUAACUAAAAAGAUUUUAGAUAUUAAUACAUCUUAUAAUGAUGCAGAUAAUUAUUUAAAUAUAAUAUAUUUUGAUUGUUAUUUACAUUCAUUAUGGAUAGAAAAUUUAAAUUCUGUUUUAGAUGAAUCAAAAAUUUUAUGUUUAUCAAAAUGCGAUAUUAUACCUAUAUAUAAUCAUACACAUUUUAUUAUGGAAACAUAUAAUUUAAAAAAUAUAACUAUGGCUACUAUAAGUAGAUGUGGUUUAAUAAUUUUAAAUACAUAUGAUUUAAAUAUUGCAUCUUAUAUAUGUUCAUAUAUUAAUAAAUUAUCAAAUAAUUUUGAUAUUAUUCAUAAACAUAUUUUAUUAAAUUUAUUUCUUGUAUUUUUUUAUAAAAGUGUAUUAUUUAUAUGUAUUAAUCAUCUAUUUGUAUAUUCAUUUAAUGAAUAUUAUUAUUGUAUUUCUUUUAUUAAAUGUUUAGAUAGUCUCUUAUCAUAUUGCACAUUCGAAAUUACAGAUGCAAAUAUUAAAACAGAGCAAUUCCAAAAAUUUAUCACUUGUAUAUUUAUCUAUUCUUUAAUAUGGACAGUCGGUUCAAAUACUUAUAAAAGGGGAAGGAAAAUAUUUAAUGACUUCCUAUGUGCUAAUAUUUUAAAAUAUAACUUAAAGAUAACAUUCCAAACAUUAGAAGGCCGAAUAAUUGAUAUAAGACAGAUAAAUGAAAAUGAAAAGAAAAAGAAAGAAAACGAAACUAUAGAUGGUUCUUUUUUCUCAUCAGAUGGAAAAGAAAUCAAUGGGCAGGAGAAUAAAAUGGACAUCAAAAAGGUGAGUCCUGAGUUGCAAAAUGUUAAUGAUAUAAAAAGUGUAGACAUGAUAAAAAGUGUAGACAUGAUAAAAAAUGUAGACAUGAUAAAAAAUGUAGACAUGAUAAAAAGUGUAGACAUGAUAAAAAGUGUAGAUGGUGUUAUAAAUUCACACUUAGAUAAGGGGUGCACAAAAAAUAUUAAUAAUAACCAUAUCAAAAGAACAAAUAAAAUGAACAGGGACAUAAUUAAGAAUAACCAUUGUGAAUAUAUAAAUAAUACAAGUAAUAAUAAUUUCGAAACACCAAAUGAUAAUAAAGAAAAAUAUUGUAAUAAUAAAGAUGAUGUUAUUAAUACAAUCAAUAAGAGACAUAUUAAAGAAAAAGCUACAUUGAUAAAAAAUAAUAUGUGUGAAUAUUUUUCAGAUGAAAGUAGCUGUAAUUCUGAUAUAGAUAUAUAUAAUGAGAAGAAUAAAAAUAUUGAUAAAUAUUAUGAGAGCUUAGAUAAUAUAUAUGAUUAUUAUAUAAAAAAUUGUAAAAGGUAUAAAAAUUUAUAUAAAAAUUAUGAUAUAAAUAUAGAUGGAAAUAAUAAUGAUUUCUUUCAAAAAUGUUAUGGGAAUUAUAGUUCGGAUUCAAAUAGUAGUAAUGAUCAGAGAUAUUUAAAAAGAAAGGGUAAGAAAAAACAAACAUAUAGAAGAAAUAAAAUUGAAUCUUAUAUAAAAGAUGAUAUUAAAAAUAAUAAAAGUGAUGAUAUAAUUAAUAAGGAUAAUAUUAAUAAUUACCAUAAUUAUGAUGAUUAUAUAAAAAAAUAUAGUUAUGAAGAAAACGUAGAUGAUAUUCUUCAUAAUGUUAAUUAUUACAAUGAUAUUUAUAAUUUAACUCAAUCAUCAGAAGAAAAAAAAAAAAAAGAUCAUAUGGGUUAUGAAAUGCCAAAGGAUAUAUCAAAAAAAUCAAAUACUUUUCUAUAUAUGAAUAAUAAUGAAGAGAAAAAGGGGAAUACACAUAUGACAACUGAAGUGGAAAAAGAAGGAAAUGAUAUGGAGACAAAUAAAGAUAAAUAUAAAAAUAAUGAUAAUGAUAAUGAUGAUUUUAAUAGUCAUUAUGAUAAUCAAUAUGAUAAUAAUUGUGAUGAUGACAUUGUGAAGGGUGAAAAAAGACCCUUUGAAAAGACUAAACUAGAUAUUAAUUUAUUUAAUUAUUAUUUUAAUUAUCAGAAAAAUCUGUUGAGCCAUUUAAAUUAUGAUGAAAAUAAAUUUACAUGCAUAGAUGAUUAUAUGAAUAAUACAGAUAUUAUGAUUAAACAAAAGAAACAUAUAUCUAUAUUACACAAUAUUGAUAUAUUUAUAAAAAAUAAAAAGAAUAUUAUCAUAGGAGGAUGUAGUAAUAUAGGUAAAACAUUAAGUGUUGAUUAUUUUUUAAAAAAAGUAAUUAGUAAAGAUAAAUUUUUUCCAGUUGAAUUUUUUUUUUCUAAUAGUACUAAGAGUAAACAUGUUAGAAAUCAUAUAGAAUCUAAAUUAAUAAAAAGAAGAAAUAAUUAUUAUGGAACUCCAAAUAAUCGUAUAUGUAUUUUUUAUAUAGAUGAUAUAAAUAUUGAAACAAAUAUUGGUGGUGUUAAAAAUAGUCAUUCAUUAUCAUGUCAUGAAUUUUUAAGAAUGUUAUUUAAUUAUAAAUAUUUUAUUGAUGAAAAUUUAAAUUAUAAAUAUAUAGAAGAUAUAACUUGUAUAGGAACAAUGAAUAAUGCAUAUAGUACUAGUAAUAAUAAUAAUAGUCGUCUUUAUAAUAAUUUUAAUAUUAUAUAUUAUAAUAACUAUAAUUAUAAAGAAAUAUAUAAUAUAUUCUUUAAUUAUUUAAAUUGUCUAUUUAAUGUAUAUGAUAUAAAUAUUAAAAGUUUAAUACCCAAUUUAGUUCAUAUGCAAAUAGAUAUUUAUAAAUCAAUAAAAUAUAUGAAAUAUAGCAAUAAAAUGAAUAGUAACAAAAUGAAUAGUAACAAAAUGAAUAGUAACAAAAUGAAUGGUAACAAAAUGAAUAAUAAUAAUAAUAAUAUGAAUAAUUCUUGUCAUAGUUAUAAUUAUAUACAACAUUCUGAAUAUACAAACAAAGAAGUUGAUGAACUCUUUUUACAUUUUUGGGAUAUUAAUAACAUGAAAAAUAUAUUCAAAUAUAUUUCAUAUCUAUCUAAAAAUAUAAAUAUUAGAAAAGAACAAAUGCUUUUAUAUUUUUUAUAUGAAAAUAAAUCUUUCUAUGUUGAAAGUUUUCUUUCAAAAAAAAAAAAAAAAAAAUGUAAAGAAAUUAUUAAAAAUCAUUUUAAAAAAUAUUUCAAUGAAGAAGAUAAAAAUAAUAAUUUUUUAAAUACAUAUGAUAAUUUAUUAUUUUGUAAUUUUCUUAAUUUAUAUCAAAAAAUAUAUGAACAAGUAUAUGAUAUAAAUGAUUUAUAUAAUUGUAUACAUACAUAUAUAUCUGAAUAUAGUAAUAAUGAAAAACUUAAUUUAAUUAUAUUUGAUAAUAUUCUAAUAUAUAUAUGUAAAAUAACAAAAACAUUUAUGAUAGACAAUUCUCAUAUUAUAUCUAUAGGAAUUAAUGAUAGUAUAAAAAAAAAUGUAACUAAAAUAUGCUCAUAUAUUAUUAAUAAAAUAUUAAUAAUAUCAGAACUAAACAAAAAUAGUAAAAAAAAAAAUUUCAAAGAAGAAAUUAAAAGAUGUCUAUUUGAUUGUGCUAUAUAUGAAAAAAAAUGUAUAUAUUAUUUAAAUGAUAAAAAUUUUAAUAAUCUACCUUAUAUAUUAGAAAAUCUAAAUAAUAUAUAUAAUUAUCAUGAUAGCUAUUUAUUAUAUACACAAGAAAAUUUUAAACAUAUAUUCAAUGAAUGUAAAAAUAAAUGUGAUCAACAUCAACUUAUAAGAAAUAUAACCAAUAUUUAUAAUAUAUAUAAAAAUACAAUCAAACAAAAUUUCCAUGUUAAUUUAAGUAUUUCUUUAAACACAUCUUAUCAAAUUCAAAAAUAUCCAUAUAUAUUAAAAAAUUCUUAUAUCAUAUAUUUUGAAGAAAAUAAUAAUGAGGGAUUGCAUAUAAUUACUCAAAAUUUUUUUAUUAAUCAUUCACAGGAAGGAAAAAUUAAAAUGUUUAAUAUACCUUCUAAGAAAAAUAUAAAUAAAAAUAUAAAUAUAAAUAUAAAUAAAAAUAUAAAUACAAAUGGUGAUACAAAUAACAAUAUUUCAGAUAAAGAAAUAAAUACAAAUGAUAAUAACAUUAUUGACAAAGAGAAAAAUGUUAUAUUAGGAGAUAAUCAUUUAUAUGAUAAUAAAAUUAUAAAAAUAAAAAAUCAAAUAAAUCCUACACAUACUUAUAAUAUUCAUAAUAACAACCAAUAUGAUGGUCAACUUGUUACUUGUAAAAUAAAUACACACCAAAAUAAUGAACAGCAUAUAAAAGACAAAGGGGAUAAGAUUAAUUUGAAUGAAAAAGAUACAAAUGAUAUGAUAAAUAUAAAAGGUUAUAAUAUAAACAACCCAAACAAUAACAACAACAAUAAUAAUAAUAAUAAUAAUAAUAAUGUGAAGGAUCAUUGUGAUAUUUUUAAGACAUAUAAUACACGUCCAACAAAUUUGUGCAAUCAACAAAUUAAAAACGAAGAACUUCUACAAGUUGAUAUAGAAAUGAUAAAACAAGAAGAAGAUAUGAAAUGUCUAGAAAAGAUUAUUGAUAAUAAAAUAUUUAUUAGGAUACAUAAAGAAAUAAUAAUGUUAUCUAAAAAAUAUUUAAAUGAAAAAGGAAUUAAUGUAUGUAUUAAUUCAAAUAAAUAUCUACAUUUUCUUGAACAUUUCGAUUAUUUAUUUUUUAUUAAGAAAAAAGAAUAUGAUAAACAUAUUGAUUUAUAUAGUAAAGCAUUACAUAAAUUACAUAAGUGUGAAGAGGAUAUAAAAAUUAUGAAAAAUAAUUUAUUAAAUAUUCAACCUAUUUUAAAUAGUACUAAUAUUGAAAUGAAGAAAAAAGUUAAUGAAAUUGAAAGAGAUACAAAAGAUGCAUAUAUAAAACAAUCUGAAAUAAAAAAAAAAGAAAAUGAUGUUAAAAAUAAAAUAAAAAAUAUAACUAAUCUAAAAAAUAUUGUAAAUGAAGAAAUUAGUAAAAGUUUUGCUUUAUUAAAUGAUUCCUUAAAUAAUUUAAAUAAACUAAAAGUAGAACAUCUAAGAGAAUUAAAAGCCUUUGUGAACCCACCUUCUAUUGUUGUUAUGGUCAUACAAUGUAUUUUAACUUUUCUAAAAGAAGAUGAAAAAUAUUUAGAAUCUAAAAUUAUUAGACCUAAAAGUGUGAAUUAUUGGAUUUUAGCACAAAAAACAAUUUUUAGAGAUUCUAAAGUUUUUCUAGAUAAUUUAAAACAUUAUGAUAAAAAUUUAAUUGAAGAAGAUAUGAUUAUAAAAAUAUCUCCAUUAAUCAAAAAUAAAAACUUCAAUCCUAAAUUUGUUAGAAAAGCUUCUAAAGCUUGUGAAACCAUGUGUCAAUGGAUUCUAGCUAUUUAUCAUUAUUUUAUUAUUAAUAAAGAAUUAGAACCUAAAAAAGAAGAAGUUCUUUUACUAGAAAAAGAAAUAGAUAAAGAAUUAAAAUCUCUAGACAUAUGUAGAAAUGAAUUAUUUGUUGUUAAUAAUAAUUUAAAUAAAAUGGAAAAUGAAAAAGAAGAAAUUAAUAUAAAACAUAAUGAAUUAGUUACACAAAUUGAAAAUAUAAAACAAAAAAUUAAAAGAUCAAAAGUUAUAUUAUCAUCAUUAUUAGAUCAAGAACUUAAAUGGAAUAAUAAAAAAAUAUUCUAUAUUAAAAAAAGAGAUUUAUUAAUAGGUGAUUGUAUUAUAGUUUCUACUCUUAUUAAUUAUAUACCACAUUUUUCAUAUGAAUAUAGAAAAAUAAUUAAAUUAAAGAUAAAAAAAAUAUUAAAUUUAUUUCAUAUUAAAUAUACUAAUAACAUAUCCAUUCCUAAUUUUUUAGAAUCCAAAAUUAAUUUAGAAAAGUGGGUAGCAUAUGGAUUAACUAAUAGUACAUACUAUUUUGAAAAUGUAAUAAUAAUGAAUAAAAGCAUAAAAUAUAAUUUAUUAAUUGAUCCUCAUUUUAUUGCAACUAAUUUUCUUAAAAAUUUAUAUCACAAAAAAAGAGAAGUACAAAUAUUAAGAAAUAAUAGUUCUAACUUUAUAGACAAAAUAGAAAAAGCAAUGCAACUAGGAAAUAUUAUCAUAUAUACACAUUAUGAUGAUUCAACACUUUUAUUUUCAUCUCUUUUUCAUUAUAAAAUUAAUAGAACAUUAUAUGAUUUUCAUAAAAUUAAAAUGAACAAAAAGGAGGACACCUGUGAUGAUCAUCAGCAGAGGCAAACAAAACCAAUCAAUUUGACAAACGAUUUUUUGGAUAAACCUCUGGGUUCUCAUAAGAAUGAAAAGAAUGAAAAGAAUGAACAUAUAGAUGGUCAUAAUAGUGAUGAUAAAAAAAAAAGUGACCAUACUAAAAAUUGUGAUGACACUAAAAAUUGUGAUGACACUAAAAAUUUUGAUGACACUAAAAAUUGUGAUGACACUAAAAAUUGUGAUGACACUAAAAAUUGUGAUGAUACUAAAAAUUGUGAUGACACUAAAAAUUGUGAUGACACAAAAAAUUGUGAUGACACUAAAAAUUGUGAUGACACUAAAAUUUGUGAUGACACUAAAAUUUGUGAUGACACUAAAAAUUGUGAUGAUAAUAAUAACAAUUUAAAAAUAAACUGCGUUAAUUUCAACAACAAGAUAAUUACUGUAGAUCCAUUGUUUGAUAUAUAUUUUAUAGUAUAUGGUAAUAUUCAAUUUGAUGAUAUUACACAGAAUUAUUUAAAUAUAAUAGAUUUUAAUAUAAAUUUGAAAAUAUUAGAAGAAUAUUUUUUAGAAAACUUAAUAGAAAAACUAUCAAAAAGUUAUAAUGAAAAUAGAUCUAAUUUGAUUCAUCAUAUUCAUAAUUUAAAUAAUCAAAUAAUAAUAAAAGAAAAAGAGAUAUUACAUAUUUUAAGUUAUAAAGAAGAUAUAUUAUGUGAUGAUGAUAUUGUUAUAACUUUUGAAAAUGCUAAUAACCUUUUUUAUGAAAAUAAGAAAAAAAUUAAAGAAUUUAAAAUAAAUAAAAAAGAAAUAAAUAAAAUGAGAGAUAAUUAUAUGAGUAUGGCUAAACAUAUUGCUGUUAUAUAUAUUUGUAUAAAUAAUUUGAUUACAUUAAAUUUUUUUUAUAAUUUCUCUAUAUUAUCUUUUAUUAAUUUAUUACAUAUUAGUAUAGAUAAAUCUGAUGAAAAUAAAUUAUUAGAAAGAAGAAAAAAAGAUAUACUUAAUAUAUUUACUACAAAAAUACAUUACGAAAUUUCAAGAACAUUAUCUGAAAAACAUCAACUUAUUUUCUUCUUCUAUAUGGUUUGUAUGAUAAAUAUAUAUAAAAAAGACAUCGAUUAUGAUGAUUAUUAUUUUCUUAUAUAUGAUGAAUUUCCUCAUACAUCUGAUAUUAAAAAUGAAAUUGUUAAAAUGGAAAAAGAAAAAUCAAAAGAAGACGAGAAAAAAAAUAAUAAUAAAAUAAAUAUUCAUGAUGAACACAGAAAUGUCAAUGUUUAUAUAAAUACAUCUGAUAAUUAUAACAAUAUGCAAUCAGAAAAAAAAAGUAUUUCUUCUGAUGAAAAUUAUCAAUAUGAAAGUGAACAAUCUGAUACUACCCUUUCAGGUUCGGAUGAUGUAUCUUUGUGUAGUUUACAAUCUGAGGGUAGUGAAAAGGAUUCUUCGCAUCACCCCGAUUCAUUAAAAAAAAACAAAAAUGAUAAUAAUAGUGAUAGGAAUAGUGAUCAUAUUAGUAAUCAUAUUAAUGGUCAUAUUAGUGAUCAUGUUAAUCCAAUAAAUGAAAAGAAAGAUAUAGAAUACAUGUCUAUACAUAAGAAAAAAGCAAAAGACGAUUUUGUUAACACGUUUGAUAAUAAUAAUAUUUUUGAAAAAGAAGAACAAAAUAAAAAUGAAGAUUCAGAAUUUAUUUUUGAUUUUGAUACCAAAAAAUUAACAUGGAUGAAUAAAAAAGAAUAUUUAAGUAUUAAAAAAUUAAUAAAAAAAAAAAAAUUUUAUGAAUUUUUUAAAAAAGUUCUUAAUGAAUAUGAAUAUAUAUUUAGAAAUAUAAAAUCAGAUCAUACAAUAUUACAACAUAAAGAUAUUAAAAAUUUAUUAACUAAUUUUGAAAAAUUAAUUAUAUAUAAAAUAUUUAGAUUUGAUAUAUUAAAAUUAAAUAUGAAUAAUUAUGUAGAUAAAUAUCUAAAUAUACAAACAUCUAGUUACACAAAAGAUUUAUAUAAAUGUUAUGAACAUUCAUCUAAAUAUAAACUUAUUCUAAUUUUAUCUAAACAUCAUUUAAGUACAGCUAGCGAAAUUAUGAUUCUAAGUGAAAAAAUUACAGGAAAAAAUAAUUUAAUUAUAUAUAAUAAAAAUGAUGUAAAUUAUUUAAUUGAUAUAUUAAAUGAUUCUAUAAAAAAUGGAUUAUGGGUUCUCAUAGAAAAUGCUCAUUUAAAUAUACAUCUAAUUUUAGAAAUAGAAAAAUAUAUAGAAACAUGUAAUAUUCAAUAUUCAAAUCCUGAAUUUAGAAUAUGGAUAAGUACAAGUUCUGUUGAAUAUUUUCCUUAUUAUCUUUUAAAGUUAUGUAUUAAGGUGACAUUUGAAAAUGUAUAUAAUUUGAAAUCUUGUCUUUUAAAUAUUUAUUCAAAUGUGUGUGAUGAUCAGGAGGAUCAGAUGGAAAAGAAAUAUGACCCCGAGGAUGGUGAUAAUAAGAGUGGUUAUGCUAAUAAAAGUGGCAAUGAUAAUUAUUAUGAUGAUAAUUAUGAUGAUGAUAAUUCUAAUGAUGAUAAUUCUAAUGGUGAUAAUUCUAAUGGUGAUAAUUCUAAUGGUGAUAAUUCUAAUGGUGAUAAUUCCAAUUAUGAUAAUUCCAAUUAUGAUAAUUCUAAUGGUGAUAAUUCCAAUUGUGAUGAUAAUGAAAAAAAAAAAAAAAUUCACACAUCAGAUUAUGAAAAUAAUUGUAGCGAAAGCAAUCAAGGAACAUCAUCUGAAAGUUCUCAUGACAAUAUAAAUAUGGUCCCCCCAAAAAAAAAAAAAAAAUUAAAUGAAAAUGAAAAGAUCUUAAUAAACAAAUUAAAUUUUAGUUUAUGUUUUUUUCAUGCAUUAAUUCAAGAAAGAACAAAAUUUAAAAAUAAAGGAUUUAAUAAUUGUUAUGAUUUUACAGAUAUGGAAUUAAGAUUAGCUAAUGAGAAUAUAAUAAAUUUUGUUCAUAAUAAAAAUAUAGAUAUAAAUUUAUUAAUAUAUUUAAUUGGUAAAAUAAUAUAUGGUGGUAUAAUAAUAGAUAUUAAUGAUCAAAAAUGUUUUAAUAUUAUAUUAAAAAAAUAUAUUAAUGAAAAAAUAACAUAUUCAAAUAAUGAAUAUAAAUUUAAUAAUUAUUAUUAUUGUCCUCAUAGUUCAAAUAAAAAUAUUUUUUUAAGAUAUAUUAAAUCGUUACAAUAUGUAACUGACUUUUCUAUAUUUAAUUUACAUCCUUGUCUUAAUAUUUUAUAUAUGAAAAAUUAUAAUUUAAAAAUAUUAAAAAAUCUACAACGAUUAGAAUCAAAUAUAAUGAUAAAAGAUCAACAACAAAUACAUAUCUUUUAUAUUAUUACUAUUCUAAAAAAUAUUUUACCAAAUUUUAUAGAUACUAAUAUUUUAAAUUAUUUAUUUCUAAAUAAUAUUAAUUGUUCUAUUAUAACAUUCUUAAAAAUUGAAGCUGAUAAAUAUAAUUAUUUAUUAACAAUUAUAUAUAACGAUCUAACUAAUAUAAUCAAUUUUCUUCAAAAAAAAAAAAUACAUUCUAAAAAUAUUACUCAUAUAUAUGAUUCAUUAAUUAAUUUAUCUAUACCUAAAAAAUGGAUAACACAUUCUUUCUUUUCUAAUCUACAAAUAUUUCAUUAUGCUACACUUAUACAAGUUAAGGUUACACAUAUAAAGAAAUACAUAAACAAUUAUAAA
This is a messenger RNA of Plasmodium gaboni, 16659 nucleotides long. Its product is annotated as putative dynein heavy chain. Gene Ontology annotation, biological process: microtubule-based movement. The transcript has 9 exons. The annotation marks the transcript as partial. Gene Ontology annotation, molecular function: dynein light intermediate chain binding; ATP binding; minus-end-directed microtubule motor activity. Lineage: Eukaryota; Apicomplexa; Aconoidasida; Haemosporida; Plasmodiidae. The record is from RefSeq and is a predicted model, not a curated record. Gene Ontology annotation, cellular component: dynein complex.